AAAAAACUAAGUUUCACGUUUUUGGCAAAAGUUUCAAUUUGCUAUGCCAGUUUUCAUCUUUCCUAUUAUCGCUAUUAAAUUUUGAAGUAAAGAUCGUAAUAAUGAAAUCGAACAUUGCUAACGUUAGAAUGCCACUAGGGGAUAUUAAAAAUAAAACUGAAGAAAAGGAAAAUCCAAUUAAAAAACCUGUAACUAACAAAAAUGUACACGUACACGAUACUGAUAUACAAGCUAAAAAGAAUUCAGAAUUUAAGAAUACUUUCGAAAGUCAAAAAAUACUUAUAGAGAAAUACCUCAAUGAAAUUGCAGAACUAAAGGAGACCAUAAAAGACUUGAAAACUAGUCUCGAUAUAUACAAAAGAUCCCAUAAAGAAAAUUUAACUGAGCUUACGGAUCUACAAGCCAUCUGCGAAAUGGCAUGCAAGGAAAACGAUGUGCUUCACAAAGAAUUAGAAAAUAAAGAGAAAGAAAUUUCAUUACUGAAAAGUGAGCUCUCCUACUUUUUGUUAAUCAAAGAUGCUCAAACCGAAGAGAACGAAGAAAGUUCAAAACAAUAGAAAAGGAAGGCAGCGAUAAUAAGUUUUGCGACGUUUACUAUAUAAAAAGCGUAAUAGAAAUUCUACUAAAAAAAAUAUAUGCAGUUUCAAAACUUUUCGUAAGAAGCUUAAACGUUAAUAAAGAAAUAAAUAAAUUGA
Zophobas morio is the source of this 695-nucleotide messenger RNA. RefSeq lists its product as uncharacterized. NCBI's taxonomy places the organism in Eukaryota, Metazoa, Arthropoda, Insecta, Coleoptera, Tenebrionidae. The record is from RefSeq and is a predicted model, not a curated record. The transcript has 5 exons. Bases 102 to 557 code for a protein of 151 amino acids.